GGAAGCGCGAGAAACGGCAUCAGAUAAAUACGGAAACUGGACUUGAUCAAUCAGAGCGACAUUGUCGAACUGUUCGAUAAGCGUCACCUUAAUGUGUCUGUAUUUAAACGUCACGCGUCCCGACGUCCCAAACGGAAAGUGAAGAAAGUAACUCUCACAAUCCUAUAUCCUGCCACACGAUGCAGUUUCGCAGUUAUCUGUGUGCUCUCAUCACCUAUAGUGGGUUAACCCUGUCUAUGCCAAUCAAAAGUGGAAAGGGGCCAGAGUCCAGCAACGAUAUGCCACCACUGCUUCUGGUGUCAUUUGAUGGUUUUCGUGCAGACUAUCUAAAAAAAUACCCAUUACCCAAUCUUGAGAAGUUCUUCUCCGAUGGCGUUCUUGUACGCGAACUCACCAAUGUCUUUACGACGAAAACCUUCCCCAAUCAUUACAGUCUCGUCACAGGACUGUACGCAGAGAGCCACGGUAUACUUGCGAGCAUGAUGUACGACCCUGUGGUGAAAAAGCAUUUCUCUCUUCAAAAUGGGAGCGAUCCAUUCUGGUGGGACGAAGCCACACCGAUUUGGGUCUCCGUAGAGGAAUCUGGGUACAAAGCAGCAUCUGCUAUGUGGCCAGGAACAAAUGUGGAUAUUCAAAACCACACGUUAAAAUACAAAUUCGAAUAUGACUCAAGGGUGACCUUCCAAGAAAGGCUGGGAAACUUGACCAAGUGGAUGACUGAGGACAAAUCUGUUAAGUUUGCCUCUCUAUACUGGGAAGAACCUGACCGGUCGGGCCACCAUUAUGGCCCUGAUAACGCAACAGAGAUGGCUCGGGUUCUGACGGAUGUGGACAAUCUUGUAGGUGUACUAAUGGAGCAGCUCAACAAAACGGGAUUAUGGGGGAAAAUAAACAUUAUCAUUACUAGUGAUCAUGGUAUGACUCAGUGUUCACAAGAGAGACUCAUUAAACUGGAUAAUUGCAUCAGUCCCAGCAGCUAUACCAUAGUGGACCUCACUCCUGUGGGCGCCAUAAUUCCACUGGCAGAUAAUUCGACUGUGUACAAAAAGCUCUCCAGCUGUCACAAUCACAUGAAGGUUUACCUGAAGGACGCUGUUCCUGAUAGGCUGCACUAUAAAAACAACGAACGGAUUCAGCCAAUCAUCUUGGUUGCAGAUGAAGGAUGGACAAUCGUUAAAAAUGGCGGACUCCCACGAUUGGGCGAUCAUGGCUAUGACAAUACCCUUCCCAGCAUGCACCCUUUCCUGGCCGCCCACGGGCCUGCCUUCCGCAAAGGCUAUAAGAUGUCGAGCUUCAACAGUGUGGAUCUGUAUCCUCUCAUGUGCCACCUCAUCGGCAUUCCUCCGAUGCCAAACAACGGCAGCUUCGCUCACGUGCGCUGUGCGCUAGUUAACGAGCAGUGCGGAGAGCUGGCGCUAGCGGUGGGUAUCGUGCUCGGGGUCUUAAUAAUCCUGACCACUUUCACGUGUCUAUUCAAGCUCAUGAAGAAAAGAAGUAAUUCGUCUACUCGUCCAUUUGCCCGUUUGGAGUUGGAGGAUGAUGAGGAUGACGAACCUUUACUUGAAUGAACUUUAUUUUAUUUUUUUAUUAUUUUUUUAAAUGGAGGAAAUUUGAAAUGAUUCAAGCAAAUGCAUGACAUUAAAGGGAUAGCUCACCCAAAAAUGACAAAAUUCUGUCAACUUAUACUCACCCUUACUGUACGUUGUUUUCUCUUUCUUCAGUGGAACACAAAAGAUGUUUUGAAUAGGGAUGCACCCAUAUAAACGUUUUUGAAUGAUACCAGAUUCCAAUUUUAACAAAAUACUAUAGGUCUUGCUGAGGAAUUCUGUUUUAAAAAUACAAAGAGGUAUAAAAGCUAUUUUAUUGUUUAUCUGUUUAUCUAACUAGGGCUGGGUAUUAAUACAGAUUUCCCGAUUUGAUUCCUAAUCAAGAGCUCUUGAUUUCGAUUCGAUAUCAAUUCAUAUGGUUAUAUUUCAGUUAUAAUGUCCCUUUUGCUUACAUAUGAAAGAAAUUCUCUCCCAGCUAAUGCUGUUAAUUAUACAGGAGAUCUUCUAACUAGGUACAUUAUGAAAAUGUUAAUUUUACUAAUGAUAUUUUAUUAGUUUUUCGUCAUUUUGGUCACAUUUUAGCUUUUUAAAAAUGAACAAAUAAAUCAAUAAAUAUAUUGCAUAUAUUAUAUUUUGUUACAUAGUUAUUGUUUAAUUGCAUAAUUUGUACUAUUUACAUUGAUUGUUUUGAACACGUGCUAAAAACCGGUACUGUCUCUUUAAGGAAACCGGCAGUUCUGUAAAUAGCAUAUGUAAAUGAGCGCAUAUUAAUGAGAGAGGACUCGAAUGGCUUUACCUCAUCUAUGCUAUGCAUGGUUAGAAUUAAAUGUUUAUUUUUCAUUGUUUUUGAUCAACGACUGACUAGUAGAGAACAGAAAGGUUAUCAAAAGAGACAUUAUUCAAUGACAAAUCGCGUGGAUCUCGUCUUUGGACACACAUUACACGGAACAACUUUUACUCUCAACAUGCUGUGAAAGGAUCUCGCUGCUGAAUACUCCACUACUAUAAUACACGAUUCAUUCACUGGUGAAUGAAAUCUUAACAUUUACCAGCCAGUUGCCAGAUAUAUAUAUUUUUAGUCGGAUAGCAUGAAAUUUAUCUGCAAACGCGAGUGUUUUUAUUCUAUUGUAGUAAGAAUUGAUAUCGAGAUUGUUCAAAUGAAGAUUGUGAUGCAUCAGAAAUUCAAUAUUUUGACCCACCCCUAUAUCUAACAAUACGUUUCAUUGAACAUGCAUUGGAUCUAUUGAACAUAUAACAGGCCAAAAUUUAAGAGAGCUACAGUUGAAGACAAAUAUGAUAACAUGAUGAUUGAUGUGGGGGAAAAUGUUAAUUUGCACUUCUUGUUUUGGCAACAUUCGAUAUUCAUAUUAUGCAUGUUCAACAUGCUUUACUUUUUCAGAUUUUAUCUAUUUUGGUAGGUAUUUUUUUAUAACACCAACAGAAAAACUACUAUCAACUUUAUUCAACACAAUAAAUGUACAUUAUUAAUUAAUAAUUAAGCAGAUCAUAUCUGUGUUUUCAUGCUUGCGUCUGAUAUGCCGAUGGUUUUAAUUUGGAUAGUAAUAAAUAUCAAUGGCCGAUAUAUCGGUGCAUCCCUAGUUUUGAAGAAUGUUCAAGCUGUUAUGGACACAGAUACUAUCAAGCUCCAAAAGACUGCCAUUAAAAUGCCAUAAAAGUAGCGUAGCUCCAUUUUAAGGCUUCCAAAACAGCGGCUGUAGCUCAUGUGGUAGAGCAGGUUGGUCACUAAUCGCAGGGUUGGUGGUUCAAUUCCCAGCCCAUGUGACUCCACCAGCUGAAGUGUCCUGGGGCAAGACACUGAACCCCAAGUUGCUCCCAAUGGCAGGCUAGUGCCUCGCAUGGCGGCUCUGCUGUGAGUGUGUGUGUGUGAAUGGGUGAAUGUGUCACAGUGUGAAGCACUUUGGAACCACUAUGCUUAAAAAAGCACUGUAUAAGUGCAGACCAUUUACCAUAUAAAGCCUUACAAUGACUGUGACAAACAGACCAAAAUGUAAGUUAUUAACUUACAUUUUUGUCUGUUGCUUGUAUAAAGCUGAAUUGUAGUAUGGCUUGUACAGUGUAUUCUCUCUCACCUUGUGUUUCCACAGAAGAAAGAAAUUUAGACAGGUUUGAAAUGACAUGAGUAUAUGAUGACAGAAUAAAAAUGUUGGGGUGAAUUACUCCUUUAAAUGUUCAAAAUGAUGCACAGAUGACAAUCCUAUAGAAACUAAGGGAGAACUGCACACAGUUGUUGAGUCAGUACAAUACUUUAGUGGCACAUUAAUGAUUAGUCCUCAUUAGUACCAUGUGACAAAACCAGUUGCUUUCCUUUUCAAACAUGAUAAAUGUCGAUAAAAUGUCCCUCUGAUGUCCAUGUUCUCAAUAUUAGCAUCAGCUAUAUAAAAAUUUUUUUGGUGAAAAUAUUAUUUCGCAGUGAUUGUGCUAUGAAAUAAUUUCCUAAAUAAUGUGACGUUAUUCCACAAGCAUGCUGUUGUCACUUGUAACGCUAAGGUCACGCUUAUUGCCAAAAAACUCAAUAUGUUGCUUUGCGUUCAUAACUAUGCUAAAUAUAUGUUACCAGUCAUGUUACUGAAGUAUGCAAAGCUUUAUACUCUAACAUUUCAUGAAAUCCUAAAGGAAGAAUGCAAGCAAUAAUUAUAACAAGCUUUUCUGUUUUGUUUUUAUUUCGUUUUUCUGUUAGUGCUCAGGAUACUGAGGUUACUUGAAAAUGAAACUUUCUUUAUUAUUUAUUAAA
Molecule: messenger RNA, 4299 nt
Organism: Myxocyprinus asiaticus (Chinese sucker)
Lineage: Eukaryota; Metazoa; Chordata; Actinopteri; Cypriniformes; Catostomidae
Product: bis(5'-adenosyl)-triphosphatase enpp4-like
Exons: 4
Coding region: 180-1568 (462 amino acids)
Source: RefSeq, a predicted model, not a curated record